CGAAGCCCACCGAAUUUGAAACCGAAAACAUUAGCUUAGCUCAGUUUAGCUUAGCGGGCCAAUCAUUAACAUGCUGUCUGUCAAAUCUAUCAAUCUAGCACAAUAAUCCACAAAAACAUGGGGACGUUAGCUGCUGUGUUAUCCGUUUUAACUCUUUUGUGUGCUUCAUGGCAAAGUGCAGACGGAAACAAAGGAUAUUCAUACGCCGAUUGCACCUAUGUGAAAGGAGAUAGUACCCACGAGUAUUAUGGGAGCCGAUGCUUCUGUUACAGCCCUGGUACAGUAAUCAAAUGGAAGGACAUCUGGUCCACCUUCAAGGUAAAUGUGACAAGUGAUGAGGACGUCUUUGUCAUGUUUCCGAUGGAAACCAGAAAAUGCCAUCAUCCGGAUGAUCUUCUCACUGUUACUAACUGCUUUGUUAAACACUACUGGCCAUCCACCAUCCGAAGGGAGAAGUCUUUGGACAUUCCUCUGGUUGAUGAAGAUGUCUGCUUCAUGACUAAAUCGCCUAGAAGCAAUACUCCGUAUACACUACACGUCUCCAACAAAAGGUUAAAUAGUAUGUGCUUCCUGCUUUUUGUGUGUGGGCUGGUGUUGUUUGUCAGAGCAGGAAACAUAUGCAGGAGCUCACUGUUUUUCUACACCACUGGAGUGACUUUGGGAGUCAUCAGCACAUUUGUUUUCCUAAUACUUUUCCUCAGAAACCUUGUACCAACGCGAGGGCUGUUCCUGGUGUUGUUGGGCACUGCCUCUGGUGUGUCCUACAUAGGGAUCCAGAGGGUGAUAAAUGAAUGGGAUGACAUCGUGACUGAGCACUGCGUGGAAUUACUGGUUUAUGUGCUCAUAUCGGGGUUAUUUAGCUUUGCUGUAUGCUAUAAACACGGCCCCAUCACCAACAAACACACCCUCAACUUUAUGACCUGGUGUAUGCAAGCAGUGAGCGUGGUUUUGCUGUACUAUGGGAUCACAUUCCCCCCUGCCUACUACGUAGUGAUCAUGUUACUGUUGUGCUGGAAGAUUCUGCCCUUGUCCUGGAGCCUACUGCACUUGGUCUGGAGACUUCUGCUGUGGAUUUGCAGUGUCAUUUACUCAUUCCUGCGCUUAUUCUGGAGGAAGAAACGACCCAAGGUCAGGCUGCUGACUGAGGAGGAGUACAGAGAGCAGGGAGAGGUCCACACCAGAGCCUCCCUGGAAGAGUUACGGAAGCAGUGUAACAAGCCUGGCUUUCCUGCAUGGGACACUGUGUUGAGGCUCAGAUCACCGCAAAAGUUUGCAGAGUUUCUGCGCAAUGGCAAUCACGUCACUAAAGAGGAGCUUCAGAAUCAUGAGAAUCAGUACAAAAACAUGCUCUUUAACUGCAGCUCCAGUGACACCCAGUCGCACAGAGGAGAAGCAGAGGACAAGAGCGAAGAUGAGCUGGAUUUAAACAGUCCUCCAACCCCAAAUAACGUCCCCAGUCCUGCUGUAUAUGCUCCAGCUGUCUGCCCGUAUCCCCCAGUCAACUACACCCCUCAGCCAGAACCCAUGGAUCCAGAAGAACAGGAUUUCUUUUAAAAUCGUCCUUUUAUCUGUAGGAUGACUGAUUUUAUGUUCAUUUUAAAGAGACUUUUUUUAAAACGCAAAACAUUUUUAUAAGAAAUCAUGACUCUAAGGAACAUUAGUAGGUCCAUAAGGAUUGUAAAAAUAAUCUUUCUUUCUCGUUUGCGUUUAAAUGAUAUCUUUCAGACAGAGUGGGCUGUUAUGUUUUUUUUUUUUUUUUUAUCUAGCAGGAGUUUGUAUUCUUGUAUCCAAGUGAUGCAGAGCUGGGAAUAACACUUUAAAAAAUGAUGCCAUACUCUAUGUUAACAGUGACUGUGCUGCUCUCAGGUAUAUCUGGACAUCAUUGUAAUAGCUAAUACAUUUCUUCAACUGUUGAAGACAGUGAACAAACACAUACAGUCCCACAGCGUUUAUGUAAUUUAAGGAAACGGUGCACUCUAGUGUUGGUUAAAGGAACAGUUAUCAUAUAAGUGCAAAAUGUAUCUAGUUUACUCAUGCUCAUCUUAAUCUCAAACCGCUCCGUCUUCCUUGGAACACAUAGAGGAAGUUUAGCAGGAUCUACAAAUUACUCUUUGUCAUAUAGUUAAACUAAACUAGGGCAUGUAGUUUUCAAAAGUUUCAUAUGAUAGUCAUGUUCAUAUAAUAGCAGAAUGGAUUAUUAUUGAAUAACAACUUAAGUUUAAAUCUAAGUGGCUGUUCAAAUAAAAUUGUGCAUAAACGCAGAAGUAUUGAAAUGUCACUUGAGAUUUCCUAUCAUUUUAUGAGUUCCAAAAAUUAUAAAAAAGGACCAUAAACUUAGUAUGUUAUGUUGCACUAUAUUCCAAGUCUUCAAAAGCCAUAAGGGGAAGUUAAAUUGUUUUAUUUAUUUUUUUAAAGGCGAGAAAAGCUAACUUAAUGAUCAAACACUAAAGAACUAGUUUUUACUGGCAAAAUGUUUGUAUUCCCCUGAGAAACUGUUUUGGGGAGUAUACAAAGGUUUUGAAAAGGAGCACAUUAGUUUUGUGAAGGACUGCAAAUUGUCUCGGGUGAGCUCAAAACUUGCGAGAGGAUGCAAAAGCACUAAAUGUUGUUUUUGUUUUUUUUCACUUGAUCUUUUUUUAAUCACCAAGUUUCUUUACUGCUUGGGUGUCCAGUCCUGGUUUUGGAGGGCCGAUAUCCUGGAGAUUUUAGUUCCAACCUUUUCCUACCUGCAAGAUUCUAGUAAUCCUAAAGACCUUUAUUACUUUAGUUCAGGUGUUAAUUGAGGUUGAAGCUAAACUCUGCAGGACAGUCACCCUCCGGAAGCCCUUCAAAAUGAAUCAACUCAUCCUGUAUGUUCUGCAUCAUCUCAUCUCAUGCAGGUUUACACAUCUACAUAUGCUGGCAUUUCACAUUCUUUCCUUUUAUCUGAAGAAAAAAUGCGUGUUUAAAAAAAAAAUCAUUUGAUGUUUUUACAGCCUUUUAUAUUGCCAUUUAAUUAAAUUUUAAAUUCUCAA
Carassius gibelio (silver crucian carp) is the source of this 3014-nucleotide messenger RNA. RefSeq names its product nuclear envelope integral membrane protein 2. Bases 118 to 1554 code for a protein of 478 amino acids. The transcript is spliced from 9 exons. Gene Ontology annotation, cellular component: nuclear envelope. The record is from RefSeq and is a predicted model, not a curated record. NCBI's taxonomy places the organism in Eukaryota, Metazoa, Chordata, Actinopteri, Cypriniformes, Cyprinidae.